Molecule: messenger RNA, 11131 nt
Organism: Ostrinia furnacalis (Asian corn borer)
Lineage: Eukaryota; Metazoa; Arthropoda; Insecta; Lepidoptera; Crambidae
Gene: Dhc1
Product: dynein axonemal heavy chain 1
Exons: 32
Coding region: 28-10995 (3655 amino acids)
Biological process (GO): microtubule-based movement
Cellular component (GO): axonemal dynein complex
Molecular function (GO): ATP binding; minus-end-directed microtubule motor activity; ATP hydrolysis activity
Source: RefSeq, a predicted model, not a curated record
CCGAUAUUCUUACUCCAAGCAACCCUCAUGAUCCCGAAUGUGUCUGUGAAGCCGACCCUGGAUGAAAUACAGGAAGUGUUGACCAUCGCUGGGAAACACAUAUCAGGACUGUCCAAGGGAGUCGCCCAAUGGUCCGGAGGGAAGGUCCCUAGGGUUAACUGGAAGAAGAUCGCAGGCCGCCCGUCGAACCACCUUCUAGAAGUAGUCACGAAGCUUGACGAACAGGUGCAAUCAGGGGCUGCACAAAACGCGGGCAUGCAGCAAAAGGGCCUUAAAGUUAUCGAGGCAGCGAAGAUUCGGCGCAAGAGACACUACCGCCUUGAGUCGGAGGAGAAGCCGUCGUUCCCAUUCCAACAGAAAAACUUCUAUAACCACGUCAUGGAGAACAAGGAAGUCGUCAAGACGUUGUCGCAAAUGUCUACAUGCACGCAGAAUAUCAAAACAGAGCUGAACAACUUGGUGAAGCGCUGGCGUCCGUACCACUACCUCUGGAAAUGUGAGAAGACCCUACGCCAACUGCUGUCCUGGAACUUGAAUGACUUUGAACUGUCUCUGAAGAAGCACAGCGAGCUGGAAGCCAAGCUGGCGACCGAGCCCGACGUGCUGGUCAUAGGCACCUGCCUCGCUGUGUCCACCGAGAAACUCAAGCUUGGACUGACUACAGAGUUGAAAAACGGCACUCACAGAAUAAGUCAAGCUAUGCGCAAGAAAUAUAAACGUGAGAUGGACUACGUUUAUGCCAUCAUGAAUGAUCUAGAACGUAAGCUGGAGAGACCCAUAAGAGACCUGGAUGACGUCAGGACUGUCAUGGAGACUCUGAAGAAGAUACGGGAACAAGAAGUUGACAUGGAACUCAAAAUUGACCCGGUUGAAGAAGCCUUCAACAUAAUCACUCGCUAUGAGCUGCCUGUGAGCAAAGAGGAUUUAGAACAGGUUGACAAUCUCCGCUACACUUGGCAACAGCUGCAAGCGCAGGCGCUGGCAACCCAUUUCCAGCUUUUGAAAAUGCAGCCGACCUUCUCUGAUGACCUCAAGAACAACCUGGACAGGUUCAGAGAUGACAAUACGGAGUACUGCCAUGAGUAUCGCCAUGCAGGCCCUAUGCAGCCUGGUUUGAGCCCUAGGGAGGCAUCUGAUAGGUUGAUUCUCUUCCAGAACCGCUUCGAUGGCAUGUGGCGUAAACUACAAACCUAUCAAAAUGGCGAGGAACUAUUUGGUCUUCCUCACACGGAAUACCCUGAACUUGCGCAAAUAAGAAAGGAGCUAAACCUUUUGCAAAAGCUGUAUAAACUGUACAAUGACGUCAUCGACCGAGUCAGCAGCUAUUAUGAUAUUCCAUGGGGUGAAGUCAACAUCGAGGAGAUCAACAAUGAGCUUAUGGAGUUCCAAAAUAGGUGCCGAAAGCUGCCAAAGGGCCUUAAAGAAUGGCCUGCCUUCUUCGCGCUUAAGAAGACAAUAGAUGACUUCAACGACAUGUGCCCGCUCUUGGAGCUCAUGGCCAACAAAGCGAUGAAAGCGCGUCACUGGCAACGUAUCAUGGAGGUCACCAAAUACAUCUUCGAACUUGACAACGAGGACUUCUGCCUGAAGAACAUUCUGGAGGCACCUUUGUUGCAGAAUAAAGAGGAUAUUGAGGAUAUCUGCAUCUCAGCGAUGAAGGAGAAGGACAUCGAAGCAAAGCUUCGGCAAGUGACCAACGAGUGGUCCGUCCACGAGCUGACCUUCCAAACCUUCAACAACAGGGGAGAACUCCUCCUCCGAGGAGAUACCACGGCGGAGACCAUCGGACAGCUGGAAGACAGUCUCAUGAUCCUCGGCUCGCUACUAUCCAAUCGAUACAACGCACCAUUCAGAAAGCAGAUACAGCAGUGGCUUUACGACCUGCAAAGUACGAACGAGAUCUUAGAACGCUGGUUGCUAGUGCAAAAUAUGUGGGUGUACCUUGAAGCUGUAUUCGUAGGGGGUGACAUCGCCAAACAACUGCCCAAAGAAGCCAAGCGGUUCUCAAAAAUUGACAAAUCUUGGCAGAAGAUCAUGCAAAGGGCUCAUGAGACACCUGGAGUCGUAUCCUGUUGCGUCGGAGACGAUUUAUUAAGACAAUUGCUUCCGCAUCUCCAAGAACAGCUGGAACUCUGUCAGAAAAGUUUGAGUGGCUAUCUAGAGAAGAAGAGGACAAUGUUUCCUAGAUUCUUCUUUGUCUCUGAUCCAGCCCUGUUAGAAAUUCUUGGACAGGCUUCAGAUUCACAUACCAUACAGAAUCAUCUGCUGUCCAUAUUUGACAAUAUUCGUUAUGUCAAGUUCCAUGAUAUUGAAUACAACAAGAUGAUUGCUAUUGUUUCUUCGGAGGGUGAAGAGAUAAAGCUGGAGCGUCCCGUACGGGCAGAGGGUUCUGUGGAGACCUGGCUGACGUCACUGUUGCAGUCGGCUCAAAGCAGCCUGCACUCCAUCAUCCGCAACGCGGUGUCCAUCCUCAACGAUCCCGCUUUCAAUUUGCUGCUGUUCCUUGACAAAAUGCCGGCACAGGUUGGACUUCUGGGCAUCCAAAUAAUAUGGACUCGUGAUGCAGAACUAGCACUGAUGCAAGCUCGGCAAGACAAGAAAAUAAUGAUGGAAACCAACAAUAAGUUUUUGGAACUGCUGAACACAUUGAUUGAUCAGACCACCAGGGACUUACUGAAGAUUGAAAGAAUUAAGUUUGAGACUCUUAUUACUAUCCAUGUCCAUCAAAGGGACAUUUUUGAUGUACUGUGCCGUCUCAACGUCCGAUCGGCGACCGACUUCGAGUGGCUGAAGCAAUGCCGUUUCUACUUCAAAGACGACGCGGACAAGACCUGGAUAUCGGUGACGGAUGUGGUAUUCACAUACCAGAACGAAUACCUUGGGUGCACUGAUCGCCUUGUCAUUACUCCUCUUACUGACAGAUGUUACAUAACAUUAGCACAGGCUCUAGCGAUGAGCAUGGGAGGUGCGCCUUGCGGGCCGGCGGGUACUGGUAAGACUGAGACCGUCAAGGACAUGGGGAAGACCCUCGCGAAGUAUGUCGUGGUGUUCAACUGCUCUGACCAAAUGGACUAUAGAGGUCUCGGCCGGAUCUACAAAGGCCUCGCCCAGUCAGGUUCCUGGGGCUGCUUCGAUGAGUUCAACCGCAUCGAGCUGCCCGUGCUCUCAGUGGCCGCACAGCAGGUGGCCGUGGUGCUCGCGGCGAAAAAGGAAAAAAAGAAGACCUUCGUCUUCACGGACGGAGACGUCUCCGAAAUGUGCCCGGAGUUCGGCAUUUUUAUUACUAUGAAUCCAGGCUAUGCCGGUCGCAAGGAACUCCCUGAGAACCUGAAGAUCCAGUUCCGCACCGUCGCCAUGAUGGUGCCCGACCGGCAGAUCAUCAUCAGGGUCAAGCUGGCCUCCUGCGGCUUCCUAGAGAACAUUACGCUCGCCCGCAAGUUCUACACUUUGUAUAAGUUAUGUGAGGAGCAGCUCACCAAACAGGUCCACUACGAUUUCGGCCUCCGCAACAUCCUUUCUGUCCUCCGCACCCUCGGCGCAGUCAAACGGGUCAACUCCAAAGACAACGAGAGCACCAUAGUCAUGAGAGUGCUUCGCGACAUGAAUCUGUCCAAACUGAUAGACGAAGAUGAACCACUCUUCAUUUCACUCGUCUCAGAUCUGUUCCCGAACCAAGCGUUGGACAAAACAACGUACAACGACCUUGAGGAUGCAAUAAAGAAACAGGUGGAGAGCUCAGGGCUGAUAUACCACCCGCCUUGGGCUCUCAAAGUUAUACAGCUAUACGAAACUCAACGAGUUCGUCAUGGAAUCAUGACAUUAGGGCCUCCAGGAGCCGGUAAAACCACGUGCAUUCAUACACUUAUGAACGCUCUAUCUGAAGUUGAGAACCCUCAUAGGGAGAUGCGCAUGAAUCCGAAAUCUAUAACAGCUGCGCAAAUGUUCGGGCGUCUCGAUGUGGCCACUAACGAUUGGACAGAUGGGAUAUUCUCAGCCCUUUGGAGGAAAACACUUAAAAUCAAAACCGGAGAAUAUAUCUGGCUGGUGCUCGAUGGACCAGUCGACAGCAUUUGGAUCGAGAAUUUGAACUCUGUGCUAGAUGAUAAUAAGACCUUGACUCUAGCCAAUGGUGACCGUUUGACAAUGUCGCCUACAUCGAAGAUUAUAUUCGAACCGGAGAACAUCGAUAAUGCAUCUCCAGCUACUGUAUCUAGAAAUGGAAUGGUUUACAUGAGCUCAUCGGGGUUGGAUUGGGAUCCAGUUGUUCGUGCUUGGCUAAAGUCAAGAUCGGCCAGAGAAGUUGAAGUGUUUAGCGUACUUUUUGACCAGACUUUCCUUGGCAUCUACACAUGGUGCACACAGAAUUUGACUUUCAGUAUGAAGGUCCUUCAAAGCAAUAUUGUGCUUCAAAUGUUGAAUCUCCUGGAAGGUCUUGUACCACCACAGAAUGUCGAACCAGUAGAAGAUACAUCUGGCAGCAAAUCAGUCAAUGGUGAUAUGGAUGAUGAAGAAGAAAAAGAAAAAGUAGAAGAAAUAGUGCAGUACACCCAUGAACAUUUACAAAAAAUAUAUGUGUUUUCAUUAGUUUGGGGUUUCGGAUCUCUAUUAGAAACCAACGACAGAGAUCGAUUUGACACAUACAUCAAGAAAAACUUCUCAGAAAUUCUAGACAUUCCGAAGCAUCCAAAUAAUAAACCCAGCAAUCUUUUUGAUUUCUAUGUCAAAAAUUCUGGAAAAUGGGAACUGUGGGAUGAUCUGGUAACACCUUAUGUGUACCCAGACACAGCCACUCCAGAUUAUGCCAGUAUUCUUGUGCCUAUAACGGACAAUGUAAGAAUUGACUACAUGAUCCACUGUAUCGCUAAACAAGGAAAAGCUGUCUUACUUUUAGGAGAACAAGGUUCUGCCAAGACGGUCAUGAUGAAAGCAUACAUGAAAAAUGCCAAUCCUGAUCAAUUUAUGAGUCGAUCCUUUAACUUUUCAUCUGCCACCAGUCCCUAUCAAUUCCAGAAGACAAUAGAAAGUUAUGUUGAAAAACGGAGUGGUAUGACUUUUGGUCCUCCCGGCGGCAAAAAAAUGCUCGUAUUCAUCGACGAUAUUAACUUACCCCAAAUCAAUGAAUGGGGUGACCAAAUAACUAACGAAAUUGUAAGGCAGACGAUGAGCAUGGGUGGAUUUUAUAGCCUGGAGAAACCUGGUGAUUUUACAACCAUUGUUGAUAUUCAAUUUCUUGGUGCCAUGGGCCAACCAGGUGGUGGCAGAAAUGAUAUUCCAGCAAGAUUGAAGCGCCAGUUUGCGAUUUUCAACUGUCCUUUGCCAAAUAACGAUUCAAUUGAUAAGAUAUUCAAAGUGAUCGGUGAAGGUCAUUACAACGCUCGCAGAGGAUUUGCUGCAGAUGUGAGGUCAUUGAUCAAGAAGGUUAUACCGCUAACAAGAGAGCUUUGGAUGAGAACUAGAUUGAAUUUGUUACCUACACCAGCAAAAUUCCACUACGUAUUUUCUUUGAGGGAUCUAUCCAGGGUCUGGCAAGGAAUGGUGGGGACUUUACCUACAGUGAUUGAAUCGGAAAAAUGUCUGAUGUUACUAUGGAAACAUGAAUGCUCCAGAGUAUUUUCUGACCGCUUCACUCAUCAGGUUGAUAAAGAUUGGUUUAACAAAGCUCUUUAUGACAUAGCGGAGGAAGUGUUAGGAGUUGAAUACAGAAAGAUGAUGGAUAAGGAACCGGUCUUUGUCGACUUUAUGAGAGAUGCUCCUGAACCAACAGGAGAAGAGGGAGAAGACGCAGACAUGGAAUUGCCAAAAGUAUACGAGCCUGUAUUCGACUACAGUGAACUAAGAGAACGGUUAGACAUGUUCUUGGCUCAAUUCAACGAAAUGGUCCGAGGUUCUGGCAUGGAUCUUGUGUUCUUCCCUGACGCUAUGUUACACUUGGUUAAAAUAUCGAGAGUAAUUCGACAUCCUAGAGGAAACGUCAUGUUGGUAGGAGUAGGUGGGUCUGGGAAGCAAUCACUCACAAAACUGUCAACGUUUAUUGCAGGCUAUCGAUCUUUUCAAAUUGCUCUUACCAGAUCUUACAAUGUAGGCAAUUUUCUUGAAGAUCUCAAGCUUCUGUACAGAUCUUGUGGCGUCCAAGGAAAAGGCACAACGUUUGUAUUCACAGACUUGGACAUUAAAGAGGAAGGAUUCCUGGAAUACCUGAACAAUAUUCUGUCGUCUGGCGUUAUAUCAAAUUUAUUUACCAAGGAUGAGCAACAAGAAAUAAUUUCUGAGCUAACACCAAUAAUGAAGAGAGAAAACCAAAAGCGUACGCUAAACAAUGAACUCGUGAUGGAAUAUUUUUUGAACAGGACAUGUCAGAAUUUGCAUGUCGUUCUAUGUUUUUCACCUGUAAGCGAAGCAUUUAGAUACCGUGCAUUAAGGUUUCCAGCAUUAAUAUCCGGAUGCACUAUCGAUUGGUUUCAACCUUGGCCUAAAGACGCGCUGGUGUCUGUUGCUGAUCAUUUUCUAGCUGAAUUUGAAAUCGAAUGCACCAAAGAAGUUAAAAAAGAAUUGGUCACCGUACUAGGAACUAUUCAAGACGUAGUGUCCAAGGUUUCUACGGAGUAUUUCCAAAGAUUCCGUCGAUCAUCACACGUGACGCCUAAAUCAUAUUUAAAUUUUAUUGGUGGAUACAAAACUAUUUAUCACAUGAAGCAAAAAGAGCUUGGAGAUGGCGCGUUAAGAAUGGAUACUGGAUUAGAAAAAUUAAGGGAGGCUGCCAUUUCAGUAGAAUUACUGAAGAAAGACUUGGCUGUCAUGGAACAAGACUUAGCUUUGGCUUCUGAAAAGGCUGAUCUCGUGUUAACUCAAGUUACAGAAAGAGCUAUGCAAGCUGAAAUCGUUAAGAAUCAAGUACAAAUUGUGAAAGAAAAGGCUGAGGCCUUGGUGGCUUACAUUGCUGAAGAGAAAGAAAAAGCUGAACUGAAAUUGGAAGCUGCUAAACCAGCUUUAGAAGAAGCUGAAGCAGCUUUGAACACGAUCAAGCCAGCUCACAUAGCUACAGUUCGUAAAUUAGGCAGACCACCACAUCUUAUUAUGAGGAUUAUGGAUUGUGUGCUGAUAUUGUUUCAAAGAAGGUUACAUCCUCUUAUUCCUGAUACAGCUGCACCUUGUCCAAAACCUUCUUGGGCUGAAUCACUCAAGAUGAUGGCCAGUACAACUUUCCUGCUGCAACUUCAGAACUACCCAAAAGAUAUAAUCAACAACGAGAUGGUGGAGCACUUGCUCCCGUAUUUUGAGAUGGAAGACUACAACAUGGACACUGCAAAACGCGUCUGCGGUGACGUAGCGGGUCUUUUGUCAUGGACUAAAGCGAUGGCCUUCUUUCAUAGCGUCAACAAGGAGGUGUUACCGUUGAAAGCAAACUUACUGCUUCAAGAAGCUAGAUUGAAAGUGGCAAUGGAAGACUUGGCUUCGGCUGAACGGCAGCUUGAAGAGCGUGAAAUGUCCUUGCGUAAAGUUAAAGAACAAUAUGAAUCGGCCGUAUCAGAAAAGCAGCAGUUAACAGAUGCUGCUAAUGUGUGUCUAAGAAAGAUGACUGCAGCUACGGCUCUUAUCAAUGGGCUUGGGGGUGAAAAAAUCAGAUGGACUCAACAAAGCAAAGAUUUUAAAGAGCAGCUUGGACGUUUGGUCGGUGACGUCGUUCUUGCAACUGGAUUCUUGUCGUACUGCGGACCUUAUAACCAAGAGUUCAGAAACAGUUUGCUUGAUACUUGGAUGGAUAUAUUGAAAAAGAAACAAAUACCUGUUACUGAUAACUUAAACAUUACAAACAUGCUAGUGGAGAGUGCAACUAUAUCCGAAUGGACUUUACAAGGUUUGCCCAACGAUGAACUUUCUGUACAAAAUGCACUCAUUGUAACGAAAUCCAGUUCAUAUCCGCUUCUAGUUGAUCCGCAGAGCCAAGGGAAGAACUGGAUAAAAAACAAAGAAAGUACAAAUGAGUUACAAAUCACUUCCUUGAAUCAUAAAUAUUUUCGUACUCAUCUUGAAGAUAGUUUGUCACUAGGACGUCCACUGUUAAUUGAAGAUGUUGGCGUAGAACUAGAUCCUGUGAUUGAUAACGUAUUGGAAAAGAACUUCAUCAAGUCUGGUUCCAUAGAAAAGGUCAUAGUGGGUGAUAAAGAAUGUGACGUAAUGCCCGGUUUUAUGCUUUACAUUACCACUAAAUUACCAAAUCCUCCGUACUCUCCUGAAAUAAGCGCGAAGACUUCGAUUAUUGACUUCACUGUAACGAUGCAAGGUUUGGAAGAUCAAUUGCUCGGCCGAGUCAUAUUGAUGGAGAAGUCAGAUCUAGAGGAAGAAAGAGUGGCUUUGUUUGAAUCGGUAAUGAAAAACCAAAGAAGUAUGAAAGAGCUGGAAAGUAACUUGCUUUGCCGUUUAACAUCAUCAGAAGGAUCAUUAGUUGAUGAUGAAGCCUUGAUCCAGGUACUUCAGAUUACGAAAACAACCGCUGAAGAAGUGAAUGAGAAAUUGAAAGUUGCAGAGGUAACAGAAAAGAAAAUUAUUAAAGCCCGUGAAGAAUUCAGAGCAGUUGCUGGAAGAGGAUCAAUUCUAUAUUUCUUGAUUGUGGAAAUGAGUAACGUGAACAUCAUGUACCAGAACUCUUUGAAACAGUUUCUGAAUAUAUUUGACAAUUCUAUCACGAAAUCCACGAAAAGCAAUGUUACAGAAGAAAGGAUCAACAUCAUUCUCAAAUACCUGACCUUCGAAGUAUGGGCGUUCACGUUGCGAAGUUUGUAUGAGCGCCACAAGGCUCUCUUUACUUUGAUGUUAGCUAUGAAGAUAGACUGUCAUAGAGGUAUAAUCUCACACGACGAAUUUAUGGCGUUUGUCAAAGGCGGCGCUUCAUUGGAUCUGAACGCAGUUACUCCAAAGCCAUUCAGGUGGAUUUUGGAUAUAACGUGGCUGAACUUAGUUGAGAUUAGUAAAUUGAAAACUUUCAAUGAUGUCCUUUCGAGGAUAUCAACCAAUGAAAAAGAAUGGCGUGUUUGGUAUGAAAAGGCAAAACCAGAGGAGGAGACAUUGCCAAGUGGCUACAAUGACAGCUUAGACGUGUUUAGGAAGCUCUUGCUUGUUAGAUCGUGGAGUCCAGACCGAACUCUUUCCCAAGCCAGAAAAUACAUCGUUGACUCACUAGGACCAGAGUAUGGCGAGGGUUGCAUCUUAAACUUAGAAACUACGUGGGAGGAGUCUGAACCACGAACCCCACUUAUUUGCAUCCUUACCAUCGGCUCUGAUCCAUCUGCACAGAUCUCUGCCCUCGCAAAGGCUAAAGAAAUUGUUUUGAAAGCUGUAUCCAUGGGCCAAGGACAAGAAAUAGUAGCCCGUAAGAUGAUUUCUGACUCUAUGGCUGAGGGAGGCUGGGUGCUGUUGCAAAAUAUUCAUUUGUCUUUACCAUUCUGCGUUGAAGCCAUGGACGCACUCAUAGAAACCGAACACAUAGAAGACUCCUUCCGGCUUUGGCUAACUACUGAAGUUCACACAGAGUUUCCCAUUGGCCUCCUACAGAUGGCCAUCAAGUUUACCAAUGAACCACCACAAGGUAUUAGAGCUAGCAUGAAACGCACAUAUCAAAACAUUACACAAGAUACUUUGGACUACUCAUCUUUAUCGCAAUGGCCACCGCUCCUUUAUGCUGUAGCAUUCUUGCAUACAAUAGUUCAAGAACGGCGUAAGUUUGGACCACUAGGUUGGAAUAUACCAUACGAAUUCAACCAAGCAGAUUACGCUGCAAGCGUCCAAUUUGUCCAGAACCACCUCGAUGAAAUUGACCCGAAGAAAGGAAUAUCUUGGCCCACCAUCUGUUACAUGCUGGGGGAGGUCCAGUACGGUGGCAGAGUUACAGAUGACUUCGACAAACGAUUAUUGACUACGUUCACUAACGUUUGGUUCUGUGAUGUUCUCCUUCGUCCCGGUUUUGAGUUUUACAAAGGCUACAAGGUUCCACAGACGAGAAAUUUACAGGGAUAUGUGGAUUAUAUCAACCAACUUCCUUUACAAGAUACCCCUGAAGUCUUUGGGCUACAUGGGAAUGCUGACAUAACGUACCAGAUUAACAGUGCAAAGGAUAUUUUGGAUACGAUACUCAGUGUCCAGCCGAAGGAGGGUGGAAGUCAAGGCGGGGAGACCAGAGAGAGCAUAGUGUACCGUCUAGCUGAGGACAUGCUGGACAAGCUGCCGAAGCAGUAUGUCAGUUUUGAAGUCAAAGAAGCUCUCCAGAAAAUGGGGGCCUUUUUACCCAUGAACAUCUUUUUGAGACAAGAAAUAGAUAGGAUCCAGAAAGUAAUCAAAACUGUGCAGUCAACACUUUGCGAUCUGAAACUGGCAAUUGACGGCACCAUUGUAAUGAGUCAAGGUUUGCGAGAAUCACUUGAUGCUAUGUACGAUGCCAGAAUUCCACAAAAAUGGCUCAAGGUAUCCUGGGAAUCGGCUACUUUGGGUUUCUGGUAUACUGAGCUGUUAGAGCGCGAGCAACAGUACCGAGUGUGGCUGCGUAACGGCCGACCGACCACUUUCUGGAUGACUGGCUUCUUCAACCCACAAGGAUUCCUCACCGCUAUGAGACAGGAAGUAACACGUAGCCAUAAAGGCUGGGCUUUGGACUCGGUUGUACUACAGAACCACAUCACGAAGUUGAAUAGGGAGGACGUGCAAGAGGGACCGGCUGAAGGAGUGUACGUUUAUGGUCUCUUCCUUGAAGGAGCAUCACUAGACAGAAAAACUGGAAAAUUGAUUGAGUCGAAGCCGAAGGUUUUGUACGAGCAAAUGCCAGUUAUCUACAUAUUUGCUAUCAACACGACUGCUGGCAAGGACCCUCGUCUUUACGAGUGUCCCAUCUAUAGGAAGCCUCAAAGGACAGACGCUAAAUACGUGGGGUCCAUCGACUUCGAAACGGACAGCAACCCGCGUCACUGGACCCUACGGGGGGUGGCUCUCCUAUGCGACAUCAAGUAGAUAUAGCAUCGUCUCUGUGUUUCGAUCGAUCGACGUCUAUUUAUUUAUUUUAUUUCGGUUCAUCUACAAUCGAUCUGUAUUCAAUGCAGUGCUAUUUGUUCCUUGUAUUUUUAUGAUGUUCAAAGUUUAACAAAAU